ACAUGUUCAGUGCUCAGUAUUGUCAAACACUGUUAUGGCUCCCGUGAGCGGUACGCAUUCACUAGUAAGACUAAAAAAUUAAAAGUUCUUUGUUUAUCCCUUUCCGUAUCGCUGCAUUUGGAUCACUCGUCCGGAGUGUCUGGCUCCAGUCACAGCCCAGGAGUGACGUGUCAUGUCAGAGGAGAGCAACACGACAAAGAUGGAGUCUGGCGAAACAAAACCUUUGAUAUCUGGAGCAGCUUCGAACACAACAACGAGCACGUCGCAGAGCACUGGCGGUUCUGGCGGGGGCAGCAGCAAGUCAAGCUCUCAGUCAAUUAAACCCAACUACUCCCUGAAGUUCACAUUGGCUGGUCAUACCAAAGCCUUGUCGUCUGUCAAGUUCAGCCCCAAUGGAGACUGGCUCGCCAGUUCCUCUGCAGAUAAACUCAUCAAAAUCUGGGGUGCUUAUGAUGGAAAAUUUGAAAAAACAAUCUCAGGACAUAAACUGGGGUUGAGCGAUGUUGCUUGGUCGACAGACAGCAAGCUGUUGGUCAGUGCGUCGGACGAUAAAACUCUGAAAAUCUGGGACUUUGCCACGGGGAAAUGUCUGAAAACCCUGAAAGGUCACAGCAACUACGUCUUCUGCUGCAACUUCAACCCCCAGUCCAACCUCAUUGUGUCAGGCUCUUUUGACGAAAGUGUCAGGAUCUGGGACGUGAAGACGGGCAAAUGUCUGAAAACUCUCCCCGCCCACUCGGACCCAGUCACUGCUGUCCACUUUAACCGAGACGGAGCUCUGAUCGUGUCCAGCAGUUACGACGGUCUGUGCCGCAUCUGGGAUACCGCGUCUGGACAGUGCUUGAAAACUCUGAUAGAUGAUGACAAUCCGCCCGUGUCCUUUGUCAAGUUCUCACCAAAUGGAAAGUAUAUUCUAGCUGCCACAUUGGACAAUGUCUGAAGACGUACCUGGGCCACAAGAAUGAGAAAUAUUGUGUGUUUGCCAACUUCUCUGUCACCGGGGGAAAGUGGAUCGUCUCGGGCUCGGAGGACAACAUGGUCUACAUCUGGAACCUGCAGACCAAAGACGUGGUGCAGAAACUGGCCGGACACACGGACGUUGUGCUGAGCUGCGCCUGCCACCCGACGGAGAACAUCAUCGCGUCUGCGGCGUUGGAGAACGACAAAACCAUCAAGCUGUGGCGGAGCGACACGUAGCAUGCGGCCGGCCAGCCUGGCAACUUGCGUCCUGCGCCAGCGUCCAUGCCCCCUGGUCUGAAAGUGUCUGUGUGAACGUGUUCCGAACGAACGUGUCCCAACCACUGACAAAUUUUUUUUUUGUUGUUGUCUGCCGGCUGUUCACGCGUACUAAGCCCAACAUUUGGAAAUUGAAAAAAAAUCAUUUUUAAUUCUAAUUGAUUAAUGACAGUUCCUAUAUCCAUGGUAUCAGUUAAGUGUACUCGAGAAAUAUUUUGUCGAAAUUCAAGUUCAAAAUGUUGGAAGAAAAAAAAAAGAAAAAGCAAGAAGAGGUACAAAUUUCCGAAGAAUGGAACAAUUUUUUUUGGCUCCCCUGAAGAAAUGUUGCUUCUUGACGCAGAACAGUUGAACAGUUGGGCAGCUUUUUGUGACGACCUUGGUGCGUUGCUGGCUCGGUCCGUCAGUCGGUGGGAGGUUGUAUAUUUGGAGUGAGUGGGUUUGGUUGGUUGGUUUGUUUGUACAUUUCUGAAUGAAGACUGUUUUUUUCACAAGCGCUUAGUUGGUUGAAACUGCUUUGACGUAAGAUCAUAUUGUUUGUUUAACCCUCCAAGUGUCAGCAGCUGGUUUAACCAUUUAGCUCCUGGAGACCUUCCCUGAUGCUCGCCCUGAAACCCUGGACAAGGGAAAUAAACCUCUAAAAAAAA
This is a messenger RNA of Aplysia californica (California sea hare), 1880 nucleotides long. RefSeq names its product WD repeat-containing protein 5. Gene Ontology annotation, molecular function: protein binding. The record is from RefSeq and is a predicted model, not a curated record. NCBI's taxonomy places the organism in Eukaryota, Metazoa, Mollusca, Gastropoda, Aplysiida, Aplysiidae.